Messenger RNA from Nycticebus coucang (slow loris), 4452 nucleotides. Its product is annotated as zinc finger protein 425-like. Gene Ontology annotation, biological process: negative regulation of transcription by RNA polymerase II. NCBI's taxonomy places the organism in Eukaryota, Metazoa, Chordata, Mammalia, Primates, Lorisidae. Gene Ontology annotation, cellular component: nucleus. The transcript is spliced from 4 exons. Gene Ontology annotation, molecular function: DNA-binding transcription repressor activity, RNA polymerase II-specific; RNA polymerase II cis-regulatory region sequence-specific DNA binding. Bases 81 to 1889 code for a protein of 602 amino acids. The record is from RefSeq and is a predicted model, not a curated record.
GGCCGCACUACGUUAGAGGGAUAUCCGCGCUCUAUGGGAUCCUCGCAGGGUCUGGGGCGGGGUCGGCGGAAGUGCGCUACAUGGCGGGUUCCCGCGGAUCCGCAGUGGCUCACCCGGCUUCGGUAACCGUGACAUUUGAUGAUGUGGCCUUAUAUUUUACGGAGCAAGAGUGGGAGAUCCUCGAGAAAUGGCAGAAGGAAAUGUAUAAACAAGUGAUGAAGACCAAUUAUGAGACCCUUGAUUCCCUGGGCUAUGUUUUUUGUAAGCCAGAUUUGAUCACAUGGAUGGAACAAGGGAGAAUGCUGUUCAUCAGAGCUCAGGAAUACCUAGAGAAAAGACUGACAAUUAGCCCUUCCGAUGAGCAGUUGGACUUGAAGAACACUGGAAAGGCACUGUGCUGUGGUGACCAAGGAACUAUUGGGGCAAAAGAAAAUGAAUCCCAUUUAAAUGGUCUUCAAAAGAAUGACUUGUGUGCUACCUUAUUAGAGAAGAGUAGAGAGAUUUUAUCAGAUCAAAGACCUACUUUCCAGUGUCCAAGUCUCCAAGAAACAGAGACUCUACACAAAAAACUCAAUGUCCCAGCUUUUAAUCAGGAAAAAAAAGAGCUGUAUUAUAAGCCUCCAGAUACAUUAGGUCACUUGGAAAUUCCAGCAGAGCCAAGAUUGUAUUCCUGGUAUGUCUGUGAGAAACUCUUCCAGGUAAAGAGUAACUUGGUAAACCGCAAGAACAAAUCCAGAGGGAAAACUGAACUCAAGUGGAGCCAGAGGUUCCCUUGUAAGAAGCAGCGGUUCCAGUGCAAUGAAUGUGAGAAGAGCUACAGUCUGAAGGACAGCCUAGUCGCUCACCAGGUCGUCCACACAGGACAGCGGCCCUACCCCUGCCCUGAAUGUGACAAGACCUUCCGGUAUAGAGGAAACUUAAAGAGGCACCUAUAUUUGCACAAAGGAGAAAGGCCAUUUUGCUGUGAGGAGUGUGGCAAGGCUUUCUUCGUGCGGUGGGAGCUCACCGAGCACCUCCGGCUACACAGUGGAGAGAAGCCUUUCCAGUGUCCUCUGUGUGACAGGAGCUUCCGCCUGAAGAGAAGGAUGAAGUUCCAUCUUUUCCAGCACAGCGAGAAGAAGCCCUUCCACUAUCCAAAGUGUGACAGAAGCUUUUCUCGGCAGGCUACUUUGAAGACCCACCAAAGGACACGUAGUGAAGAGAAGCCAUUUUCUUGCGGUGAUUGUGGCAGGAAAUUCAUCUACAAGGUGGAACUCAAUGAGCAUAUCAGAGUUCAUACAGGAGAGAAGCCCUUUUCAUGUCCCGAGUGUAAUAAAAGUUUCCGCCUAAAGAGAAGCCUAAAGGCCCAUCGAUUGCAGCACAGUGGACAGAAGCCUUUCCAAUGUCCAGAGUGUAAGAAGAGCUUCUUUUGGAGGCAUGCCAUGAAGGCCCACCAGCGUCUACAUAGUGAGAAGCCAUUCUGCUGUGAGGAGUGUGGCAAGAGGUUCACCGAACCCUCUAAGCUUGCCUGCCAUGCCAGAGUUCACAAUGGUCAGAGGGAAUUCCCCUGUGGGGAGUGCAAAAAGACCUUUUCUCGGCAGUCAGCCCUCACACAGCACCUCAAGAUCCACACCACAGAAAAGCCAUUCUCCUGUGCUGAGUGCAGCCGGAGCUUCCGCCGACGUGCACAUCUCACUGAGCACAUGAGGCUUCACACUGGAGAGAUGCCCUUCUGGUGUACUGAGUGUGACAAGGGCUUCCGACAAAAGAGAAGUUUGAAGGCCCAUCUAUCCCAUCACUUUGGGGAGAGGCCUUUUUCUUGUGAUGAGUGUGGACGGAGAUUCACAUACGUGGGGGCGCUCAAGACCCACAUUGCACUGCACACCAAGGAAAAGCCAUCUAGUCUCUAGUUCAAGCCAUACAGCAGUCACACAGUGAAUCUAUUUCUUUAUUUUUUUUCAGGACAGAGUCUCACUCUGUUUUCCAGGCUAAAGUGCAGUGGCAUCAUCAUAGCUCAAUUGCCUGGGAUCAAGCAAUCCUCCUGCCUCAGCCUUCCACAUAGUUGCAACUACAGGCACCCACUACAACACCUGGCUAAUUUUUCUAUUUUUCUUAAACAUGGGGUCUAGCUCUUUAUUGCUUUGGCUGGUCUUAAACUCCUGAGCUCAAGCAGUCUUUUCACCUUGGCCUUCCAAAGUGCUAGGAUUCGAGGCCUGAGCCACCAUGCCUGCCACACAGGGACCUUUUUUAGGUGGAGCCAGAAGCUCUGUUAGCUCAAAUUGAGUCAGGGUAAAGAAUUCUCAGAAUACUGGCUACAGACAUGCACAAAAGUUCCAGAUGAUCCAGGCAAAGAUAGUCAAAGAGGCGUUACCCUGUGGUAAUCUUCAUAGACAUGGCCUGCCAGACUUGGAAGAAAGAUUGUAUACUGAUCUGCUAGUCCAACAGAUUUUUCCAGUGCCAUCCAAGAGCAUAAUCCCUUCAUUAAAUUCAGAGAUCACAGCCUCAGUGAACAAAUGUUAGAGACAGGAAUGUUUACCCCACGUUCCUCAAUCAGCUUUUCCUGACCAGGUCUCCUUAUAAAUGUCUAUUGAAACCUAGAGUUUUCUCUCAUAGUGGAUUUUCAUUUUUUCUCCAAUGGUGAGAGGACACCUGUUCCUAGGCAGAAUUUCUGACUAUAGUUAAAAACUAAAUGUCGUCUUCCACCAUCUCAUUUGUUAAAAUCAUUACCCACAUAAAUGUUACUUCCUUCUGGGUUAAUUUAGAAAUCCACCACUGUGAGUAACAAGCAAUGUUAUUUAUCUAACCCCACUGCAUUUUCAAUGCUGUGUCAAUUCUUUUUUUUUUUUUGACAGUUCUUAAAGAAAUACUCUUGCCUUAAUAUUAGGAUCUCUGGGCACAGUGGCUCAUGCCUAAAUCCCAGCAUUUUGGGAGGCAGGAGGAUCACUUCGGGCCAGGACUUUGAGACCAGCCUGAGCAAGAGUGAAACCUUGUCUUAUAAAAAAAAAAAAUCAAUCAAUAAAAUGAAAAAUUAGCUGUGCGUGGUGGCUCAUGCGAGUAUCUCUCUCUUUUUUUUUUUUUUUUUUGCAAUUUUUGCCCAGUGCCAGGUUUGAACCCACAACCUCUGGUAUAUGCGGCCGGCGCCCUACUCCUUGAGCCACAGGUGCUGCCAAGAGUGUCUCUUCAGGAAGAUACCAAAGGAAAACAUAUUGUCUGUGGCAUCACUGAUUUUUUUCUCUGACCUGAUCUUUUUUUUUUUUUGAGACAGAGUCUCACUUCAUCGUCCUCAGUAGAAUGCCAUGGUGUCACAGCUCCCAGCAACCUCCAGCUUAGGUGAUUCUCUUGCCCCAGCCUCCCGAGUAGCUGGGGCUACAGGCGCCCGCCACAACAUCUGGCUAUCUUUUGUUGCAGUUUGGGCUAUCUUUUGUUGCCAGGGCCGGGUUCAAACCUGCCAUCCUCAGUAUAUGGGGCCGGUGCCCUGCCCACUGAGCCACAGGUGUUGCCCCUAAUCUAUUGUUAUAAAGUAAUUUUUCAGGCUAUUCUAGCAAAUCUUUUUUUUUUUUUGCAGUUUUUGGCCGGGGCUGGGCUUAAACCCGCCACCUCCGGAAUAUGGGGCCAGCAUCCUACUUCUUUGAGCCACAGGCGCUGCCCUAUUCUAGCAAAUCUUAAUCUGUCUUUCAGAUUGCCAGUCUUUAACACUACUCUGAGUGUUAAGAAAAUGUACACCUUUCCUUAAGAAAUUUCAAGGUCCUCAUCAAUUUUGUGUAACAGAAAAUGUGAUUCCCAAUUACCUGAAUCAGAGUCAGCUGGCAUUAAGCGCCUUACAAGGAUUAAUGUCUAUACAAAAAGGAAAAAAGUGCCACCUGUGGUUAGUACAGUGCUUGUGCUGAUUUGUAAGUUAUUGGUCCCCUGGUUCAAAGAAGAAAGCACUUUGGCUGUGCUGGAGCAGGUGUGGGUCAAACUUCAGCACUCACUGUCCUCUUCGCCAUGUACCUCAGGACAGUUCUGUUUUUGUCUGGCAUGCAUGUUAAAAAUGCAGACUCUUGGGACCUUCCACAGAUGAGCUGAGUAAAAAUCUUCCCAGGUGAUGAUGUGUAAAGUUUCAAAACAUUGGUUUCCACGAAUGUUGAGACUGGAGGAGGAAGAACUGUUUCUGUGAAUCCUUCUAGCCAUUCAGAGGUGAGAUUCAGGUUAGAAUUUGCCCUGUAGCCUUUUCCUCCUCCCUUGUAUAAUAAAGUCUCUGUGAUAAAUGUUGCUUAUAUUUAUGGAGUGUAUUAGUCUACAGGAGAGAAGGAAGGAUUUGUGAAAGAAUUUGGGAAGGAGUGCUCGCUUCCGCAGCACAUAUACUAAAAUUGGAAUGAUACAGAGAAGAUUAGCAUGGCCCCUGUGCAAGGAUGACACGCAAAUUCAUGAAGUGUUCCAUAUUUUUAAAGUUAUGAUUUAAUAAAAAAAAGAAAAAAAUUCUGGAAGGAGAAU